ACUACAAUAGAGUGAAAAAAUACUACUAAAUCUGAUGAAACACUACUAGUCUUUGAAAAUCACUACUACUCUUAAACUGACUAAAUAGUAAUUAAACAAGACAUAUACCAGAUCUGGAAUUCCAAACACACUUAAAUGCCUCCAAUAUGGAACUUCAAUCCACCUAUAGUCCAAACGACGUAGGCAAGGCGGAUGCAAACGACAUAGGGGAGGCAGAUUUAAACGACGAUGAUGCCGGUGAGGGCGGCGAAGGCAAGGACGACGCAGAUGACAUCAGCGGUGGCAAAGGCGGCGCAUGCAACAUCAAUUCAUCGGAUGGCGACGAAGGCGAUGUUGUUGCAGACGACGGCGACGCAGGAGAGGGAGGCGCUGAGGACGGCUACGGUGAUGAGAAGGCAGACAUCGCGAGGGCCAAGGGUAGAGAAUAAAGAAAUGGGUUCCGGAUCGUGAGACCGUGAGAGAGAGAGAGAGAGAGAGAGAGAGAGAGAGACGAUGAAGAAAAGGAAAUUAGCUAAAAAUGUGGAGCAGUUUAUUGGCUUCAUCACCUAAAUAUUCGUCUACGUUUAUUUCAAGGGAGCAAUCACAUGUGUGGUUUCCCAAAAUACCCCUCCACCAAAACCACUCUUAGUUUGACGGAAAUAUAAAUUAGUGGGGUUGGGAAGAGUUAUUACGGUGCUAACCCAUUAUAUGGUUACCAUCCCAUCCCAAGAAAAUACUAUUUCUAAC
Molecule: messenger RNA, 726 nt
Organism: Linum trigynum
Lineage: Eukaryota; Viridiplantae; Streptophyta; Magnoliopsida; Malpighiales; Linaceae
Source: the annotation of a GenBank genome assembly